UACACCCGCAGCCGUUGCUGUAGUUCAGAUCGCCUGUGUUUUACAGCGGACAAAGUGGGCUUAAUAAAUUUGAUAAACAAAUUCAUUGCGCUAUCGUUUAUUAUUAUUGUUUUUUCAAUUCGUCGUCGUCGCCUGUCGCGAGGUGUCUCAAUUAACACACAACAUAACACACGUACACCGUCGAGCACACAUACACGAACGACCGCACGAAUACACACGCGCGCGCUGUUUCGUCUGCUCGCGGCCCCGUAGAAACCCGUUUACGGUGUACAUCAAUCGACCCGCCCCCUUUUCCCUCACAGACACAUGUACACGCUGAGUCUGUAAGGACGAGAGACGGAGGAAGCAGCAUCAUCAGCGGUAGUGGUAGCAGCAGACCGACACAGCAUAAGAAAUUUGCUAAGCAUAGGAAGAAGAUGAUGAAGAAAUAGCAGCAGCAGCAGCAGCAGUAGCAGCAACAGCAACGGCGGCAGAGCUGCACACCUGACAGUAACCCAUUAUCCUGUGAGGAUAGUCCAUUGAACGUCUGUGGUGGAGCGGACGGGGCGUGUAGUCCUAGUCUCCAGUGGAGUGAACAUUCUAUCGGCCACUGCUGAUAAAUAGAAAGCCAAAUAGCGGUGGUAACGCGGAACGCGCAUCGGGAAAAGGCAAGCCAAGUGUGAACAGUGAAAAAUUCUCUCUGAAGAUUGAAAGCGAGCAACGCGUCGCAGCAAGACUCGACGACAGCUGCCAGUGUCGCCAGUGCCAGUGUCAGCCAACCAACCCCACCAACCAACCACUCAACUAAGCAAUCAACCAACAAACCAACCAACACAGCAGUUUGUAACCAGCUAGGGCACAGGGCCGCACCAAGAGGUAAACUGUCGCCGCCGCCGCCGCCACCGCUGCCUUUGCCGUUGCCACCGGCCAGGUAUUGCCUAGGACCAUGUUCCAUGUGCGGUCAACGGCACCUUGCCAGCCAGGCCAACAGCAGUCAGCCAAGCCAAACGGGUCGCAGCCCGUGCAUAUCGGGUGAACGCCGCAAGAGGUAUAGGUGGACAGCACGGCGGGUCAUCGAGUUGAAAGCAACUGCAGCAGAUCGGCCCUUUCCGGUGCUCUACCAGAGGUGCCUACCCACCGUGUCUUUCCUCCAACGGCCACCUCCUGUUGUCUGCGCCAAAAAGCGCUAGCAUAUCACAAACAACACAGCGUGUGACGUAAGCGGCGGACUAGCAGUGGUGAGCAAUCGCGCGCGCGCCCCAGUGCUCGUGAAGGAUUCUGACAAGAGCACCCUUCCACGUUCGGUGCCAGCACUUAUUACUGGGGUACCGGAACACGUAGCCCAUCCUUCGGUAACUGGGCAACAGCGCUGCUGCUGAUUUACCGAAAAUGACGUGAUUCGGCUGAUAGAAAGGGGGCAUACAACGGUGAAAAUGACAAGACGGCAACUACCUCUACAAUAACAAAAAGAAAGAUCUGUGGCGGCGUGUAACGGGCCACAAGGCUGCCUUCUGCGCGACUGCAGCACAAACGGAGCAUCCGCUGGAUCGUGUGAAAACCCGUCCGGCCAAAGGAAUACGCCACGGGACAGCGGAAUAACACUUCAUUUGAGCCGUUGCCACCCGCAUGUUCUGCCCCGGCCCCGAGAUGGUGCCGCGGGAGGCUCCCGCGGAAUAAGAACGCGGGAACACAGUAUACCACCGGUCCGAUCCGGUGAUCCGAACGGACGGAUUUGUGAAGUGGAGUCCUUGGAUUGGAGUGGAGUGGAGUGAAAGGGAUGCAGAAGUGAAAAUCGUGUACAUCCAGCCCUGUCACCUGCCUCUUCCACACCUUUCCGCGCGUACUUUCCGCCUUGUCCUGCUCCACGAGUCUGGGCAGCGUGCGGGAGAGGCAGGGUCCUCCAACAAUCAACCUAUUAACAACACCUGCGUGCGCGUGUCUAUGUAUGUAUGCAUAAGCAUUGUGUGGUCGUGCGUGUCUUUUUGGCGAAAGUAGCGUGGCUAGGCCGUAUACCAUCAAAUAGUGAAUCCUGCUGGCUCUGUGUUGAAAAUCGUGGGCGCAUGUGUGCGAGCGUGCGUGGGCAGGUAUAACGAAUGUGCUUGGCUAGCUUCUCUGUAGAAUCUUCCUCGCACCCUUUCACAGCACAAGGAAGUCCAUCGUACGUGCGUUCGAGCAUACCGGUGUGCACGUUUCUGCCGUAUAUCCGCGUUCCGUUCGUGUCGUACAGGCGUUGUGAGCGUGUUCGCGCGCGUGAGUUUGUAUAGGAGAAGCGGCGCUCUCCUUUUGAUAUCCGAAAGGCCCAGGACCGAUUGAGUUUCCUUCAGCACCUGGAGCCGUGGGAAUAAAAGGGGUGCGUGAGUGCGUGACUACAAGAGUUAUCCUUAUGUGUGGCGUUCGUGUGUAUAUGUAUGUGUUUGGGUCUGUAAUCUGUGUACCCGAGAGCGCAGUCUAUCUGUGAGAGCGUCUCCGUGUGCGCGUUUGUGUUACUGUGUGCAAAUCAAACCAGCUGUCCAUCGGCCACCUGCCGACUAGACGAUCUGCUUGUCUGCUCUUCUGUACAUCAGCUUCUCUGUUCCUCUGCUCUUCAGCUUCUCCGCUAGACUGCUCGUCAGUUCGCCUGCUCGUCUGCGCCAUUCCUGCAAGCCAUCACUCCAACCACCAUAUUAUCAUCGCUUCAAUUCAACGCAGCUCAACCACGCAAGCAAAUUGGGUGAGAGUAGCUCAACUGCUCUAAUACAUCCAGUAGCAGUAAAACUGCGUGUGUCCACAAGAAAGCGGAAUCGGGCACAGAAACUGGCAUUGUGCAACAUCUAUACUGCCAGUUUAGUAAUCGGCGAACAGGGAUCCGGAACCUGUCCUAAUACAGCGGUUGAGCGUCAGAUAGUCCAGUGCCACAAUUCCACUCGAAAGACAGACAGCACUCCUGCAUAGCGUUUCGCAUUCACUGCCUGGCGAGGAUACUAACCCGUCGAGUAUUCACACAUUCCGAGGUGCAUUUGCACACGCCAGGUAUUAAAGCCUAAAUUGUAUCGCAAAUUGCGAUAGUGAAACUGCAAAGCUCGUCUACUGUGCCAACUGAGCAGCUUAUAAAAUAUUGCUGUCAUCGCGUUGUGAGGAUUUGCCCACCGAUUGUUUCCGUUACCUUUUGCAACAUUCCGCAAGCAAUUAUGAUCCAUCCUACUGUCCACAGCUUUGUUGUUGCACUGAGUUGUUGCACAGUUCGAAACGAUCGAUCUCCAAAUGUUUCCUGGAUGCUUCAAAAGGAAAACACAUAAGGAGAAAACCGAUGAAAACACGCAAACAGAAAAACGGAGGAAAACAUAUAAAGAGAAAAAUGAAUUAGUGGAAAACGAACAAAAAACGACGUGGCACAUUAUAUCAGAGUGCGGUGUGUUACACGUUGAAACAGUGGGUGCGUGUAUGCCGGAGUGUGUGGGUCCCUAUGCCCCAUGUUGCGGCGGAAUCAGCAGCAGCGGCAGCGAAAGCAACAGUGGAGACGGCAGCAGCGGUGGCGGCAGCAACAGGGGCAGGAGCGAAAGAAGCAGUAUUAUAAUUAUCGGCAACAGCAGCAUCACCAGAAGAACGUAGAAGAACAAUGCAACAAUUCGCUACUUCACGGGAGUAAGGAGCAACGAUGGAAGAUCCCUGUCCCAAAUUGAAGCAGCAGCGACAUCGGCGGAGGGAGAGAGCUUUGCGCAUGAUAGCGCAACGGGACAGGGAUGCGGCGGCAGACGUUAGGCCCGACGACAGCGCUGACGAAGACAACGGACCGGUGAAUCGGGAGAAACCUCCCCGACCACCCAUACGUCGGAAGCGAAAGGAUAAAGAACCCUCUCCAAUAUUGGAAGAGGACAUCAUUGACGGAUUUUCAAUCCUGGGAUUUAAAUCCUACGAGGACAUCGAGUUUGCCAUCAAAAUCGCUAACAAGCGCAAUGAAAAGCGCCUCUCUACGAUCGUGGAGUUGACAAAGGCUAUGGUCGAGGAUAAGGGUCCGAAGAUCAUCGAUACCACCCCGGCGAAGCUGUCAAUGGAAAUAACUCUGGACGGCCGCUCGGUGACCGACUGGUCGGCAUCGAUCGGCAAUAGUAUCCAUAAUCACCAUCACCAUCAUCACAACCACCACCACCACCUGCAUCUAUUGGUUGAUGGAGUGGAAAAGCAGCAACAGCAUCGAGAUGGUGCCAUUGUCAUCGGUGCGUCGUUAACAUCAAAUGGUACUGACGAACCUGGUGUUGGUAGUAUGGUGAUGCUGGGUGGCAGUAAUAGCGCAGGCGUGAUGAAUGGCGUCGGAGGACGAUCCGCGAUCGAUGGAAGUGGCGAUAUAACGGUGAACUCCGGCGGAAAUGCUACAGACGGCAAUGCAACAGACAGAGGUGGCAGCGGGGAUUGUGAUGCAUCGUCAACCUCUAACGGAGCGAUUCAUGAACAAGUUCACUACCAUCUCAACCACCUUCCUAAUCAUCGUAACAUACCGCAGCAGCACCAGCAUCUGAAUCAACCAAUUGUGGGUAAUGGGACGUCUAAGACAUCAUCAGCAGAAGUGGCAGUGGAUGGGGAAGGACCAGUGUCAAAUAGCGAUAAUAUUAGGGAAAACAUUGCUGCCAACGAUGGCGCCAGUAAUGGUAACAAUGGCAGUCUACCCCGCAUCGAGUCAGUGGCUAACAAUAGCAACAGUGUUGCCGGUGCGAAUUUGAGCAGUACUGGCAGUAACAGUAGCAGCAACGGUAGAAGUAACAGUUUCGUCAACAGUAACAGUGUUGGUAUGGCAUCUUUAGCUGCCGGCAACAGCACUGGUGGUUUGGCGAGCGGCAGUAUAAGCAGCAUAGGCAACAGCAGUAGCAGCAGCAACAGUAGUAAUAGUGGUUGCAGUACCAGUGGACAGCAUAAAUCCAGCAUUACCGUCGCUGUUGGCAAUGGCAACAUCUCUGAGAGCAGUGGUGGCUCCAGUGCAAUUGGUGUAGCUAACAGCUCAACAUUGAACCAUCAUCUACCUUCACAGUUUCAUCAGCAUCAUCAGCAACAGCAGCAACAUCAUAACCACUUGCAGCUUCCGCUUCAGCCACCACCACAAUAUACCAGCCUACAUCACCUUCAUCAUCUCCAUACGCAUCAUCAUCAGUUACAGCAACAACAUCAAGAGCAACAGCUUCGAAAGCAACAGGAAAAGCAGCACGAACAACAGCAGCAACAGCAGAAACAGCAACAACCACAGCAACACCAAUCACUACAAAAUCAAAAUCAGCAACACCAGCAGCACCUGAAACAACAGCAAGAGCAACAACAACCACAGCAGCAUCAAAAUCAGCAGCACCAGCAGGAGCAGCAAUCGCAGGCGCAGCCACAACAGAAGCAGCAGCAUCAACAACAAAACAAUCAUCACGUGUCUGCCGUAAACAACCUUUCUCUUCCGUCGAACAUCGAUCCGGGAACGUCGGAUGACAGUGGAAGGGCAUCGGAACGGCUUACUACGUCCUCGGUGGCUCAACGGGACCCUGACAGCUCACGAGAUCGGCUCAGUGACGCGAGUAGUCGCUGUAGUUCCGGCAAAGGAUAUAUCUGUGAUAGCGAAGGAGACGAUGACAAGGUAUCAAACGGACCAAUGGGUAGUACGACGCACUUGACGCCACUAAACGUUGGCUCACCACAAAAGCCGUCACAACAACUUCACCUGCAGUUACAGCAGCAGCAACAAGGGUCGCCGACCGCUCCACAGCCUCCACCAUCGCCAAUGACGGCUGGCAUCAGCAAUAAAUCGCUUCUGCCGACAGCGUCCGCUAAGAUACCGAACACUGGCACCGCCACCAUGACGACGGCAUCGGCGACGGGCACACAGUCACCUGCCCUGAAGGUAGCGACCCUUCCGGGAAGUUCCUCGCCAACACCUUCAUUGACCGGAACUGUACAGCAGCUGCCGCAGCAUCCACCGAUUCCUCAGCCGUCACCAUCGGCAGUGGCAGGUGCAGGGGUUGGCACUGACCCCUUGAAGCAGAUCUUACAUGUACCAGUAACCGCACCAGGAUCGCUCAUGACAGCCUCAGCAUCUAAUAGUUUAGGACCAGGCAGCAGCAUCAGCAUCAGUAGCAGCAGCAGCAGCAGCAGCAGCAGCAGCAGCAGCAGCAGUACCUGCAGCAGUGGAGGCAGCAGUAGCACCAGCUCACCGACUGUAUCGGUUUCCGGUGGCAAUAAUCAUCAUCUGCAUCACCAUCAUCAUGCGCUUCAUCACGCAGGAAGCAGUGGGAAUAGCGGUUGUGGUGGAGGCGCUGCAACCUCGACCAACAACAGUAUGACCGCUGGUAGCGCGACGCCCUCCACGAUGCCACUCUCGGUACCGAACACACCACCGGCGGCCACGCCUGCAACGACCGGCGGCCAAAAUGGAGCGGUGCAUCCGAGCCUUGAGAGCACGUCGGCGGCUGCAGUGGCGGCGGCGGCUGCUGUGGUAGCCGAUCGGCUGCGUAAUAACAGCCCGGCUGUACCGGGCGGUAGUGCAUUACCCCUCUCGGCGGCGGCGACUAGCGCCGCGGGUCCAACGCUGCUGAAUGGGAGCCAUGCGGCGGCCGUGGCAGUGGCAGCAGCAGCCGUUGCCGCCCAUCCCUCAAUGAUGAUGGCAAAUGGGUUGGGUGGCUUACCGCCCCAUUAUCGGAACUAUCCCGGUUAUCCGUUAUAUUCGCCAUACGGUGGUUUUCAGCACAAUCCCUACCUGCCUCCGUCGGUGACCUCGCCCAACCUGUCGCCCCGCAUACACCCGGGCAUGUCGCCGAUGGCACCGCACACGCUGAUGGGGUUGGGACUGAUAGAUUCACGGUUACAGCCGCCACUCUCGGUUGGUGGUCCAAACCCGAACGGCUCGGUAGCUGGACCGGGGCGCGCUUCUGAUCGCGACCCUUCCCCUUUGAUUGCGGCCACCCAACAGCAGCAGCCACAGCAGGCGGCUGCGGGUGUUUCUUCUUCGGCAGGGGCGGCAGCGCAGCAGAAGAUGCGCCCGAUAACGCCCAACACUAACUCGAACUCGAGUAGUAGCUCCUCUUCCUCGUCUUCAUCCGUUACGAUAAUCUCCAGUACGGCGCCAUCAAUCGGAGGGGUCAGUAUCUACGGAAGCGGCGGUGGCAGUGGAGGCACAGGCAGCACAAGCGGUGGCGGUAGCGGUGGAUCGGAGUCGCUGUCAUCUCAGCAUUUAAAGGGUUCAGGCCCAUCGCUGCCACAUUCGUCGAUCCGCGAUCAGGCACCCCAAUCACACCCGCCUCCUCCACCACCACCUGGAAUGCAUAUUGGCGCAGUACCACCCUUAUCGGCUACCCAUCACCUAAUGGCUGCACAUCCCGCGUUGACCUCACUGUCGGUGACGGGCCAGCAGCCGCCUCCUCACGGGGGCCCGGGUCCUGGGCCACCGGGGCUUAACCUUGGUCACCACCAUACGCUAGUGGUACCCGCCUCAACUACCGGUCUCGGGCCACCACCGCCCGGUCCAACGUUACACCUCCAUCAUCUUCCUGGCACCACAACCUCCACUGGACACCAUUCCUGCGGUUCGAUAGGCAGUUCCAGCAGCCAUCCCAUGGCGAACGUUGUCGGUGGAGGCUCAAGUAAUGGCCAUAGCAAUGGCGGUAGCAGCAGCAGUAGUAGCAGUAACAGCAGUAGCGGCGCAGUAGUUAGUAUUGGUGGUGGAGGCAGUAGUAGCAGCAGUGGAAGCAUAGCGGUCACCUCGCGAUCUCACUCGCCUCGCGGUCAUAGUCCAAAUAGGGAAAGAGAUAGCUAUAGCAGUAACGUGAGUACUUUAUCCCGGUCAACACCUGGCCUAUCGGUUCCACCGUACGGCAGCAGCAGCGGAGGUCUCGGUGCCGGUUGUGCGGUAACUGGAUCAGUGGCGGGUAUCGCUGGUAGCGCCGGAAAUAGUGGCACUCACGGCCCGGGCGCCCCAUCACCAGCACUUCCAACGUUCGGUACGACCAGCGGUGCCCUUUCGCACUCAGUCGCACUGGCCGUGUCAUCGGCGGCCAUGUCGGUAGCCGUGUCUUCUAGUCUCACUUAUCCUAAGACAACGCUAGCAAUUAAUACCGGUCUGCUGGUGUCCUCGGCCGUUGGAGCAUCCUCACUCGGUGGUGGAAUACCUCCAGGCUGGCCGGCACACUCUGCACCCCAUACCCACUCGCCGGCGGCCGCACCUGUUAGUAGCAGUUCUUCCUCGUCGGUCGCUGCGACUGCAGCGCAUCUCUCACGGCCUACGUUAUCUUCACCUUCGGUGGCAACGGCUCCGACAUCCUUCAGUGGUGCCUGCUCUUCAGUGGCGUCGGUGGCGGGUACGGUGCCCUCGAUCGUUUCGUCCGCGAUCGUGGUGUCUUCCAGUUCUGUCGCCUCCGUGACGACGGCGUCAUCCUAUUCGCCCCUCUUCGCUACGCCUAUUCCACCACCAACCAGUUCCGCCAACUCGUCGACAACAGGUCCGGGCGGUGUUUCGACCGGGUCUGCACCAUCGGCAGGCCCUGUCCAAACACCACAUCCCUUCUCUGCCGAGUCGCUUUUCUCCACGAAAGUGUCCGAUCAAACCGACAUGCUGCGGCGAGAGUUAGACAAUCGGUUUCUGGAUCGCAGCGGUCUUACGGGCGUACCGCCGGGGGCACCGUAUCUACGACAGGAGCUGCACCAUCACCAGCAUCAACACACACAUUUACAUCAGCACCAGCCGCUGCUGCCCGGUGGGGCUGUCGGUGCUGCGGCCCUCUUCCCACCGCCUCUCUUCAAGGACGUGCCGAAGAUCGGAGCUGUCGAUUCGCCCUUCUACCGAACCGGACUCGGGAUGCCAACCUACGCUGGCUAUCCACCCGGACUGCUGCACCCAGGGCUGAGUGGAACGACGCAGUUCGUGCCACCGAGUCAUCUACAAUCUUUCGUCUCUAAGAAAACUGGAAAAUGGAACGCGAUGCACGUGCGGAUCGCUUGGGAGAUUUACCAUCACCAGGCGAAGCAGAAUCCGGACAAGGCAGCGUCUAUGAAGACGGCAUCGGAAAUGCUUCGACCACCGUCGCACAUGUACCCACCGUCGGCGGCUGCGGCGGCCGGUCUGGUUCGUCCCCACGAUCUACCCUCGUCCACCUUCCCACCAACAGGCCUUCCGGGACGACCGAGUCCGUAUGAGUCCGGUCCACUACCACCGACUUUCAUGAGCUCACCGGCUAGUCAUAUAGGAGUGUCUCCGUUCGGUCGUUACGCGUCACCGUACGGCGGCUCACCGUUCAGCGGCCUUUCCACCUUCUCGCGCGAUCUCCAGAUGGGUUCACAGAUGGCGGGCUCCUUGCAUGACCCCUGGCGAAGUGUUAUGCCACGCAGCGUUGGCAGUUAUCAACCAGGACCACCACCAUCGGCUGGUUCUUGGCCAGCUAUCAAGCAGGAUCCAGCCCUCGCAGCUGAAACGGCUCGUCGAGAAGCGGAGGAGCGUGAGCGGCAGCGAGAGCGCGAGGAGCGUGAGAGGGAUCGGCAGCGUCGGGAUCGGGAGGAGCGCGAGAAACAACGCGAGCGUGAACGGGAGGAGAAACUUCGCAAGGAGCAGCAGGAACGCGAACGCCAGCGUGAGCAGGAGCGUGAGCGUGAACGCAAAGAGAAGGAGCGCCGGGAAAUGGAGCGGCGCGAGAUGGAGCGUGAGCGAAUUCUACACCAGCAGCAACGGGAGUCGAAAGCAGCAGCAGCGGCGGCUGCUGCUGCGGCAGCGGCCAAUGCAGCAGCCGCCUCACUCAACCGCGACCGCUCACCACUCCGCAACGGCACUGAACUGGACAUCCGGAUCAAGGAGGAGCCUCGGAAAGACGAAGAGCUGCUGAUGCGCAGCCACGCGGCGGCAGCAGCGGCUGCAGCCGCAGUAGCCGCAAGUGAGCCUCGCUACCAUCCAUCGAUGAUGUCGCAUCCCUACAUGACCGGGCGGCAUCCUUCCGCCCACAUGUUACCUGGUGGCCAAUUCUCCCGCACGAUGCUACCGCCCUCGAUAGGCUUACCGUCUCACUUUCCCCCGCACGGUAGCUGGGGACCGGAUCCAUUCCGAGACUAUCGACUCGAUUCGUUGCAUCAUCCCCUGCGCUACAAUCCGAUCUCUAAUCCGAUCAUGGACGCGUACCGAGCGGAGGAGGCGAAGGCCUCGCUACUGUACGCGGCUCAAACGGCCGCUCAUUUUCGGGGUAAGGAUCCUAGCCCCGUGCCACCACCACCAAACGCCCCUCAUCAUCGGUUGGUAGGUGGACCGCCGGGUGGUCCAAUGGGAUCUGCCCCCGGCAUCCCAGGCCAAACACCCGGUGCUCCCACCGGAGGGAUACCACUCAGCACUAGCCAUAAACCUCCAGCGCAACAGCAACAGCAAGGUCAUGGCGGUGGAAUGCCCGGAUCAAUGAAUGGACCGGGCACGCCCGGUACACCUGGUACACCCGGUACACCUGGACUCAGCGGUCCUCCGCCAGCUUCCUCCUCUGGCACGGCCGGAUCUUCGUCUUCCGGUUCAUCUACAAUACCAGGCGUCUCGCUCGAUCUCCACAAGAAGGAAGACUCGUGCCAGUCUCGAUGAUAGUCGGUGGGGUCGCUGGCCCGUGCUGGCCCGGUUGAUGGCUUCAACACAACCAGCAACACCACUACCACCACCAAAAUUCCUACGGAGAGCUACGGCAUCAAUUCAGGGGCAGUAAAUGCAGCAGCAACAGCAGCAGUGGGAACAUCGGGAUUGUUAAUAGUCAUUGUCGACGAUGAUUGAGGGAUUUGCAAUAAGCGCUGACCCCAGGGCGUUAAGUAUUAUGAUUUACAGAUAGUGUUGAAAAGAACAGCCCUCGCUUCGCCCCACAUCGCAGAGACUCAUCGAUAUUAGAGUUGCAAGAGGAGGAGGAGUGUUCCGAGCACAAAGAUGUGAUUGAUGUCGUGGCCUCACCCCACGUCCAAUAGCGCGUCAAAGGAACACUUCAGAACGCUAGCUAGCGCCAGUGGUGACUGUGAAACCACUGCCUGACCGAGUAGCAGGCAUUCGUUUGUCGCUCUUCUUCCCAGUCUCCCACCAUUGAUGCUUUGGCCGAUUGCUUCCCUAUUACCAGCACAAAGGAUUUCAGUCCAUUGUUCGUUCGCCUAGUACAUGCACUUGCCCCCGAUCCGUUUUGAUAUGUUACUGUUCAGGCAAUUUGCCGCUGGACGUUUCUAACCCAUAGACCCAGGGGAUGCGACGAUAUUAAUAGAUAUAGACACGGAAUUUGCAUACCUCGCCUUCACAUGGUGAUGUUUUACUGUUGACGCUCACGGUGGGCGCGCACACGAUACCCAAGACUGAUUCACCGCCGUUACGCGGAACCAAUUCUUUGGCAGUUUUCACCAAUUGUUUUGGACAUAUUCGUCGUAUUUUAUCACUUCACUCUAUUUUAAUACUGGUCUCGUCCUCGUCCGUUUUGCACAAGCACGCAUCAUACGUCCAUUCUUCCCUUGUCAGCAUUUCAGUUUGUUCGAUGAUUAUGAUUACGAUUCCAUUUUAUUUUAUUCGUUCGUUAUUUAAUUCGAUUAUUACAUUUAUUGCACAAAAAUAGAGAUAGAGAUAGAGAGAGAGAGAGAGAGAGAGAGAGAGAGAGAGAGAGAGAGAGAGAGAGAGAGAGAGUGAGAGAUACCUAGUCAAUUGGAACAUUAUGUUUCAUUUUCCUCCAUUUGACUGAUUGAGUUUGAGACUUUAAAAAAUCCGCUGUGCCUGGUUGAUUUGCAGAUGACGUAAUUCAAGUUGAACAGAAUUUUGAUCCCAGAUUGCUUACGAAUGGCAUGUGACAUUAAGAUAGGCUGAGGACUUGUCCAACCGGUGGCCUCCAAAAUGGAACGAAAACGCCUUUAUUACGACUCUUGCCAAGGCCACACAUUUAGAUCCUGCGGCCCUGAACAUGAAACACAGAGAAUAUGAAAAACACAAUCGGGUUAAAACUUCCUCCCCUCCAAUUGUCCAAAGUCCCGUUUGCUCAACCCCUGCGAUUUGAGUUUAUACCUAGUAAAAAAAAUGCAUUUAUUCUAUUCUCCGCUGUGUUGUAGGACCUUGCAGGGAAAAAGGGCAAGAGAGUGGGUUCGUAGCAUUUUCGCGGAGGUGCAAAAGAACCCUCUUGCGGCGAGGGACAGCGAUGCCUGUACAUAUUUUAAAAAUAUUCUAAUUAAAUUAGUAGUCGUUUUAGACUGAGUAUGGCGGAAUAUGGAGGGCUGCGUUUAUUUUUCGCCUUUGGACGUAACCAACCAAAAAUGAGCAAAAUUUAGCAGAACACACACACGCACCCAGAGAUAGAUGGAGAGAGCGAGAGAGAGAGAGACAGUUUAGGACGGGAACUUAGCGGGGCUGGGCAAAUGCAUCUCCUGGGCGGGAGCGCAUAAACGAAAUAGGCUUACUAGAAGGAAAUAGGAAAGUUGGCCGUUUUGCUGGGGGCUUUCUCGAAUUUGAUCGAGUGAUCUGAUCUGCCGGCUGCCGUCUCUUGUUUCGCCUCCCUUAUUAAUUGGGUGUGAGGGAAUGGAGGGAGGUAGGGCGGAAGGGCUAAGUGGGAGGGAAAUAAGCGGAAUGUACACGGAAUGCCGAAAGUCUAAGUGUCGCCGUUAGGACUGCUCAUGCGAACAGCUCGGCCGCGGCCCCUUAAAGGAUGUUACGUAGCAUAAUUUUAUUUUAUUUUCGUUUUUAGAAAGCUAAUGAAAUAUUAUUUAUUCCAUAGUCAGUCCGGUAUGUAGAUAUAUGUAGCUAUAUACGUGUAGUAGUUAUAGUAAUUUGCUAGAAGCUAGUGUUAUUGUCACAGCGAUGCUCGCCGGUCGACGGGGAAGAGAUGCACCCUUCAUGGCAUCUUACCACAUCUGCUGGUCGCCAGUUUCGUUCUGUGGGCGCCUGGGAACGACGGGAGACCAGCGAAAUGUAUAAGCGAAAAGAGAUGGGUAGCCCAAUAGGAGAUGGUAGCACAGUAACGUACAUGUAUAUAUAUAUAUGUACGUUAUCCUUCUGCUAUACAUCCUCACAUCCUGUACACCCUCCAUCCCCACCAAAAAGGACUCAUAGACUCAUCUCUGUUUUGCAUUACAAUACAAUAAAAAAAUACAAUCAAAUAUAUUAUUUCCAGAGAUUGUUUUGUGUUUUGUUGAUUUUUUGUUAUUUUUUUUUACUCUUCUGGUUUCUCUAUUUUUUGUUGUUCAUUUGAUUCUUCUGUUCUCCCGGAGUUAGUUCCUCUUUUGGUAGCGUUCACAUUAGCAGCAUUCUGGCCAUAAGUACCCUAUUGACAACAGAUAUGCAAUUUGCGACCAGUUUUCUGGAUCAGUCCUACAAAGCGAUUGCUUAUGGGCCCCUUAAUGGCCACUUAAACUUUAACCGGUCUCCUUGCAUACCUUUUGCCAUACGGGUAUGGAACUCCCCCUCAUUUUCUGAUCAGAUCUUGGU
This is a messenger RNA of Anopheles darlingi, 13369 nucleotides long. RefSeq lists its product as uncharacterized. The coding region runs from base 3614 to 10522 and encodes 2302 amino acids. The record is from RefSeq and is a predicted model, not a curated record. NCBI's taxonomy places the organism in Eukaryota, Metazoa, Arthropoda, Insecta, Diptera, Culicidae. The transcript has 11 exons.